Knipowitschia caucasica is the source of this 2286-nucleotide messenger RNA. The record is from the annotation of a GenBank genome assembly. Lineage: Eukaryota; Metazoa; Chordata; Actinopteri; Gobiiformes; Gobiidae.
AUGGCCACGUACUUUGAGCCCCUUAUCAUGGCUGCCAUUGGCACAGCCUCAAAGAUUCUCAGCAGCCAACAGCAGAUGGCUGUUUUAGACCAGACUAAAACUCUCACAGAGUCUGCUCUACAGAUGCUCUACACAGCAAAGGAGGCGGGUGGAAACCCUAAGGCUGCACACAUGCAGGAGGCUCUGGAGGAGUCUGUGCAGAUGAUGAAGGAAGCGGUGGAUGAUCUUGGAGCUACUCUGGCAGAGGCGGCCAGUGCUGCUGGUGCUGUAGGGGGCAUGGUGGAUUCAAUUAACGAUUCCAUCAAUAAAAUGGAAGAAAACCCUGCACUUGACCCUGAGGGCACGUUUGUGGACUACCAGACCACUAUGGUCAGAACGGCCAAAGCCAUCGCAGUCACUGUCCAGGAGAUGGUUACAAAGUCUAAUACAAACCCUGAUGACCUCGGAGGACUGGCCAAUGAACUAACUAAUGAAUUUGGUAAUCUGGCCACAGAAGCCAAAUAUGCAGCGGUCACUGCAGAGAGUGACGAGAUUGGCCAUCACAUUAAGAAGCAAGUGGGUGAGCUGGGUUUCAGCUGCACCAGUCUGGUGACAAAGGCAGGAGCUCUGCAGUGCAGCCCCAACGACUCCUUCACCAAGAAAGAGCUCAUAGAAAGUGCACGGAAGGUUUCAGAGAAGGUGAGUCAUGUUUUGGCAGCUCUUCAGGCUGGUAACCGUGGGACUCAGGCCUGCAUCACGGCUGCCAGCGCCGUGUCGGGCAUUAUUGCUGACCUGGACACCACGAUCAUGUUCGCCACCGCCGGGUCUUUGAACAGGGAAAAUGCAGAGACCUUUGCCGAUCACAGAGAGUACAUUUUGAAGACUGCAAAAGCACUGGUGGAGGACACCAAACUCUUGGUGUCUGGGGCGGGUGCCAGUCAGGAGAAACUCGCUCAGGCGGCACAGUCGUCCGUGACCACCAUCACUAAACUGGCAGAUGUGGUUAAACUUGGGGCUGCAAGUCUUGGUUCAGAAGAUCCAGAAACACAGGUCGUUCUGAUUAAUGCUGUCAAAGAUGUGGCUAAAGCUCUUGGAAAUCUUAUCAGUGCGACAAAAGCAGCUGCAGGGAAACCUCACGAUGACCCCAGCAUGCUUCAGCUGAAGAACUCUGCAAAGGUGAUGGUUACCAACGUCACGUCCCUCCUGAAGACUGUGAAGGCUGUGGAGGAUGAAGCGACAAAGGGCACCAGAGCCUUAGAGGCCACUAUUGAACAUAUCAAGCAGGAGCUGACUGUUUUCAGAAGUUCUGAUCCGCCUCCAAAGACGACGACACCUGAAGAGUUUAUUCGUAUGACUAAAGGGAUCACUAUGGCAACAGCAAAGGCAGUGGCUGCUGGGAAUUCGUGUCGUCAAGAGGAUAUUAUUGCUACUGCAAACCUCAGCCGACGCGCCAUCGCUGACAUGCUGCACUCCUGCAAGGAAGCUGCUUAUCAUCCAGAAGUCAACAGGGAUGUACAGAUGAGGGCUCUCCGCUACGGAAAUGAAUGUGCCACUGGAUAUCUGGGACUCCUCGAGCACGUGUUGGUGUUUCUUCUCAUGAUAUUUUGCCGAAACCAAUUCAAUUUGGAGAGACGAGAAACAAGAAUAAGAGCUCAGGAAAAGCUGGAGCAAGCCGAGAAAAAAGCUACAGACGCCGAGGCUGAGGUGGCUUCUUUAAACAGACGCAUCCAGUUGGUGGAGGAGGAGUUGGAUAGAGCUCAAGAGAGGCUGGCCACAGCUCUUCAGAAGCUGGAAGAAGCUGAAAAGGCUGCGGAUGAGAGCGAAAGAGGAAUGAAGGUCAUAGAAAACAGAGCCACCAAAGAUGAGGAGAAAAUGGAAAUCCAAGAGAUGCAGCUGAAAGAGGCCAAACACAUCGCUGAAGAAGCUGAUCGUAAAUAUGAGGAGGUAGCACGCAAACUGGUGAUCCUCGAGGGUGAUCUUGAGCGCUCAGAGGAACGUGCUGAAGUGGCUGAAGCUAAAUCAGGUGAUCUUGAAGAGGAGUUGAAAAAUGUUACCAACAACUUGAAGUCUCUUGAAGCCCAGUCUGAUAAGUACUCACAAAAGGAGGACAAAUACGAAGAGGAAAUUAGAGUUCUCACUGAAAAACUUAAAGAAGCUGAAACUCGUGCUGAGUUUGCUGAGAGGUCUGUGGCUAAACUGGAGAAGACCAUUGAUGAUUUAGAAGAUGAAGUGUAUGCUCAGAAGCUGAAGGGCAAAGCUCUGAGUGAGGAGCUGGACUUGGCUCUGAAUGAUAUGACCACGCUGUAA